Solanum verrucosum is the source of this 1055-nucleotide messenger RNA. RefSeq names its product V-type proton ATPase subunit c''1. The transcript is spliced from 4 exons. Lineage: Eukaryota; Viridiplantae; Streptophyta; Magnoliopsida; Solanales; Solanaceae. The record is from RefSeq and is a predicted model, not a curated record. Gene Ontology annotation, molecular function: proton-transporting ATPase activity, rotational mechanism. Gene Ontology annotation, cellular component: proton-transporting V-type ATPase, V0 domain. Gene Ontology annotation, biological process: proton transmembrane transport. The coding region runs from base 172 to 729 and encodes 185 amino acids.
AAUAAUUUUAAUUUGUUGAGUGUGUCCUUCCUUGCUCUUCUCACGUGUUAUCAACGACACAAUAUUGUCUUCUCUUCAAUCCCCUUCUCUCUCUCUCUCUCGAGUCUCGCCCAAAGUGAAGAAAUCUCAAGAUCGAGAAAGGAGAAAAUUGUUAGCUAAUCAGAUUUCACAAUGUCAGCAGCUUCGACAAUGGCGGUUAUGGGAGCAUCAAGUUCGUGGUCCAGAGCUAUGAUACAGAUCUCACCUUACACUUUCUCUGCUGUUGGAAUUGCUAUUGCUAUUGGUGUCUCUGUUCUUGGUGCCGCUUGGGGGAUUUACAUUACCGGAAGUAGUCUGAUUGGUGCUGCAAUCAAAGCUCCUCGCAUCACCUCCAAGAAUCUCAUUAGUGUGAUUUUCUGUGAAGCCGUUGCUAUCUAUGGUGUUAUUGUGGCAAUUAUUCUGCAAACUAAAUUAGAGAGUGUCCCAGCAUCCAAGAUAUAUGCAGCGGAGUCCCUUCGAGCAGGAUAUGCAAUAUUUGCCUCUGGAAUUAUUGUGGGCUUUGCCAACCUUGUUUGCGGGCUCUGCGUAGGGAUUAUUGGUAGCAGUUGCGCAUUGUCAGAUGCACAAAAUUCCACCCUUUUCGUCAAGAUUCUUGUGAUUGAGAUUUUCGGUAGUGCACUGGGAUUGUUUGGAGUGAUUGUGGGAAUAAUCAUGUCUGCUCAAGCAACAUGGCCUUCUAAAACAGCAUGAUCACGUACAUCUGCUUUCUUUGCGCUGCCAUUUGGAAGCUGUAUUUGCUCUCUUGCCAAUAGUUUAUUGUUUUUGUAGGAGUAUUAAUUGAAGAGGUUCUUGGUUCUCCCAUUGCAUUCGCAUAAAUGAAAUCGACAUAAGCUAGGCCAUGUCUGACCUGCAACCGAUGUCAUUUACACUGUUGUAUUAUUACUUCACUUGAACUGAAGAAACAUGAAUGACUUAUAGUUAUUUUUUUCCUGGAGAGUGCUGCUUGUACUUAUUCUCAGCAAAGGAAUAUUGUUUGUACGCGGAUAGCCGCUGAAAGUUAAUAAGCUCCUGCCUGA